Molecule: messenger RNA, 1966 nt
Organism: Trichomycterus rosablanca
Lineage: Eukaryota; Metazoa; Chordata; Actinopteri; Siluriformes; Trichomycteridae
Gene: slc17a8
Product: solute carrier family 17 member 8
Exons: 12
Coding region: 1-1782 (593 amino acids)
Biological process (GO): monoatomic anion transport; transmembrane transport; regulation of synapse structure or activity
Cellular component (GO): synaptic vesicle membrane; excitatory synapse
Molecular function (GO): L-glutamate transmembrane transporter activity; neurotransmitter transmembrane transporter activity
Source: RefSeq, a predicted model, not a curated record
AUGCCGUUCGGGGGAUUUUCGGGGCUGAAGGAGAAGGUGCUACAGCCAGGAAAGGAGGAGAUAAAGAACACAGUGGGAGACUCUCUGGGGAACCUGCAAAGGAAGAUCGAUGGUACCAAUGUGGAUGAAGACGCUCCGAUUGAGCUGACAGAAGAUGGUCGGCCAGUGUCCGCUUCACACCGAAGCCCACCACUCAUGGACUGUGGCUGCUUUGGUCUGCCCAAGCGCUACAUCAUUGCCAUCAUUAGCGGCCUGGGUUUCUGUAUCUCAUUUGGUAUCCGCUGCAACCUGGGUGUGGCCAUUGUGGAAAUGGUCAACAACAACACAGUGUACAUUAAUGGGACUGCUGUGAUGCAGCCUGCUCAGUUUAACUGGGAUCCUGAGACAGUAGGGUUGAUCCACGGCUCUUUUUUCUGGGGUUAUAUUGUCACUCAGAUACCUGGAGGUUUUAUUUCCAACAAGCUAGCAGCAAACAGGGUAUUCGGGGCAGCUAUUUUUCUGACUUCAGUUCUAAACAUGUUUAUCCCAUCAGCAGCGAGAGUUCACUAUGGCUGUGUGAUGUUUGUGAGGAUCUUGCAGGGCCUGGUGGAGGGUGUUACAUAUCCAGCGUGCCAUGGAAUGUGGAGUAAAUGGGCUCCUCCACUAGAAAGAAGCCGCCUGGCGACCACCUCUUUCUGUGGGUCGUAUGCAGGGGCAGUGAUUGCUAUGCCUCUAGCAGGAGUGCUGGUGCAGUAUGUGGGUUGGUCCUCAGUAUUCUACAUCUACGGAGUCUUUGGAAUCAUAUGGUAUAUUUUCUGGCUUCUGCUUGCAUAUGAUAGCCCGGCUGUGCAUCCUACAAUUAGUGAGGAGGAGAAAAUUUACAUCGAGACCUCAAUUGGAGAAGGGGCCAACUUAUUAAGUGCUACUGAGAAAUUUAGCACUCCAUGGCGACAGUUCUUCACCUCCAUGCCAGUCUAUGCUAUCAUCGUGGCAAACUUUUGCCGCAGUUGGACCUUUUAUCUCCUGCUCAUCAGCCAGCCAGCUUACUUUGAGGAGGUCUUUGGCUUUCCCAUCAGCAAGGUGGGAAUCCUGUCUGCUGUGCCCCACAUGGUGAUGACCAUUAUUGUACCAAUUGGUGGACAGCUGGCCGACUUCCUGAGGAGCCGUAAAAUCCUCUCCACAACGACCGUACGCAAGAUCAUGAACUGUGGAGGUUUUGGCAUGGAGGCCACAUUGCUGCUGGUGGUUGGAUUCUCACACACACGUGGAGUGGCCAUCUCAUUUCUUGUCCUGGCUGUGGGCUUUAGCGGCUUUGCCAUAUCAGGUUUCAACGUGAAUCAUCUAGACAUUGCUCCCCGGUAUGCCAGUAUCCUGAUGGGCAUUUCAAAUGGUGUGGGAACCCUGUCAGGCAUGGUUUGUCCCCUCAUUGUCGGAGCACUUACCAAACACAAAACUCGUCGGGAGUGGCAGAAUGUGUUUGUGAUCGCUUCCAUGGUGCACUACUGUGGUGUCAUCUUCUAUGCCAUCUUUGCAUCUGGUGAGAAGCAAGACUGGGCCGACCCAGAAAGCACCAGCGAUGAGAAGUGUGGCAUCAUUGGGGAAGAUGAACUUGCUCAAGAGACUGAGCCCAGCUGUGACAGUGCCCUCUCCAGCAACAAGAUAAAGUCUUACGGAACCACCACAGAAAAUUCAUCUGGCCGCAAGAAAGGUUGGAAAAAGAAAAGAGGAGUGACCAUGCAGGACGAUGAGGACAAAGAAGCUGCAUGUUAUGAAAAUGGGGACUUUCAAGAGCAUUAUCAAUGACACUUGGUAAAGCAGGAGCCCUGGACUCUUAUCAGCUUAAUAAUAUGCUUUUAAGGUGAGGAUUCAUUUGAGCAGCUUUUAAAAUAACCACUAAAACAUCAAACCAUGUAAAAUUACCAAUGUGCAAUAUGAUGCAAACAAAUCUGUUCUUCGCUUUGUAAUUUUAUCUGUUUUUAACUGUUUU